Messenger RNA from Penicillium lagena, 2079 nucleotides. It is a transcript of the gene rgd1, whose product is annotated as putative Rho GTPase activator (Rgd1). Gene Ontology annotation, biological process: regulation of GTPase activity; signal transduction. The record is from RefSeq and is a predicted model, not a curated record. Lineage: Eukaryota; Fungi; Ascomycota; Eurotiomycetes; Eurotiales; Aspergillaceae. Gene Ontology annotation, cellular component: cytoplasm. The transcript has 8 exons.
UUGGGCGACAACACUUCUCCUUCUUUCCCUUCCUCUCUCUCCCUCCCAUCUUCAACUCUUCACCUCCUCCCCGCCCCCACCCGCCUCAUGUCCGACACGGCCCCCCCUGAAGGCACUGCGCUGCCUACUCUGUCUGCGCUAGACCCAGAUGCGCCCCCAUCCAGCGCUGGUCGCUCGUCGGUUGGGGCCUCCGGGCCCGACCCGCCGCCACAGGAGACGACGGCCAUCCCCGAAGAGAUCAGAGCUCGCCUGGACAAAGUGAUCUACUCAGAAUUACUGACAGAACGUGUCUCUACGCAGAUCGGCGUCUUCACCCUCCUGACUCGAUUGAAGCAAAGCGUAGCCUCCGCCAGAGAUUUCUCGACCUUUUUGAAGAAAAGAGGCGCGCUGGAGGACGAACAUGCUCAGGGGCUGAGGAAGCUGUCCCGCGCAAUCGGCGAUGCGGCCUCACGCAGCGAGAACCGCCAGGGCACAUACAGCUCCAGCUACAAGGACAUCCACCGACUGAAUGACCGAAUGGCCGAUCAUGGCCAGCAAUUCGCAGUGUCCCUGGCCAAGAUGGCCGACGACAUGGCCGAGCUCGCCACCAACGUCGAACGCGUCGUCGAUGCCGAAGCGCAUGCGGAGAAGGCUAAGGCCAAGUACGAUUCGUUCGCGGAGCAGUACGACCGUGUCCGCACGGGAGACAGGCAAGGAGGCAAAUUCGGACUCAAAGGGCACAAGUCUGCCGCUCAACACGAGGAGGAUUUGCUGCGCAAGGUCCAGAAUGCGGACAGCGACUAUUCGUCCAAGGUCCAGGCUGCUCAAGAAGCCCGUCGGGAACUGGUGGCUACGGGUCGACCGCAGGCCGCGCGCGCUAUCCUGCAACUGAUUGAAGAAUGCGAUUCGGGCCUGACUCUGCAGCAGCAAAAGUUUGCCGUUUUUAGUGAGAAGCUGCUACUGGGACAGGGUCUGUGUGUCAGCCCGCUGAGGACCAGCGAAACCAACGGGGCGCUGGCGCCAAAGAGUCUGUCCGAGGUGGUACGCCAGGUGGACAACGAGAAGGACCUCCACGAGUACAUUUUGAGCCACGAAGGAAACGCAGGCGCAGUCGCCUCGGAUGAAAUCAAAUAUGUGCGUCAUCCAACACUCGGUGGAUCAACAAGUACUGCGGCACCGUCGCAACCAAGCACCCAGCCCAAACCCCAGUCGACUCUGCCCCAGUCGACCCUCCCCCAGUCGACCCUCCCCCAGUCGACCCUACCCCAGUCGUUCUCCCAGCAAAACAUUGCGUCACCCGUCGCCCAACCCUCGCCAAGCGCUGGAGCGAAGCAAGCACCGUAUCCAACAGAAGCGGCACCGCCAUCUGGUCCUCCACCAGGUCAACCUCCUUAUCCUGUUUCAGGACCGCCGCCUUCUGAUGGGCCUCCACCACUGGGCCAAAUGCCGGGCCAUGUACCAAUGAUGAUGCCCCCGCCCAAGAGCAACCUGCCUCCGUUGAAACCAGUUUUUGGCGUAUCGCUUUACGACUUGUACACCCGUGAUGGAACCGCCGUGCCGAUGAUUGUGUACCAAUGUUUCCAGGCUAUCGAGCUAUUUGGAUUGGACGUGGAGGGUAUAUAUCGACUGUCGGGUAGCGCCAACCAUAUCAGCCACAUGAAGGCUGUUUUUGACAAUGACUCGUCGCAAGUCGACUUCACCAACCCGGAGAACUUCUACCACGACGUCAACAGCGUGGCAGGGCUCUUGAAGCAGUUCUUCCGGGAGCUGCCUGACCCUCUGUUCACAUCGCAGUACUACGCUGAUUUCGUCAAUGCUGCUCGCAUCGAUGAUGAUAUCCAGCGCCGAGACUCGCUGCACGCUUUGAUCAACAGUCUCCCCGAUGCGCAUUAUGCUACACUCCGCGCCAUCAUUCUGCACCUCAACAAAGUCCAAGAACAUUCCUCUCAGAACCGCAUGAACGCAGGGAACAUCGCCAUUUGUUUCGGACCAACCCUCAUGGGCGCCAAUUCCGGAGGCAACAUCGCCGACGCAGGCUGGCAAGUCCGCGUGAUCGAGACCAUCCUCGUAAAUACGUUCCAGAUCUUCGACGACGACUAG